GCGGCCGCGCUGCAGCCGGCCCCGGGCGCUAUGGCGGGCUCUGCCGCGUCCCGUCUCCGCGUGCUGGUGGACAUGGACGGGGUGCUGGCUGACUUCGAGGGCGGAGUGCUGCGGGCUUUCCUGGCCCGCUACCCUGGGGAACCCCACGUGGAGCUGGCGGAACGGAGGGGCUUCUCUGUCCGGGACCAGUACCGCUGCCUGCGGGAGGACCUGGCGGCUAAGGUAGCGAGUGUCUAUGAGUCACCUGGCUUCUUUCUGGGGUUGGAGCCGAUUCCAGGAGCCAUUGAAGCCAUGCAGGAAAUGAUCCAUACGCAGGACACUGAAGUUUUUAUUUGCACGAGCCCCCUGCUGAAGUAUGAGCACUGCAUCCUGGAGAAGUACAGCUGGGUGGAAAAAUACUUGGGUCCUAAGUUUGUGGAGCGACUGAUUCUGACCCGGGAUAAAACAGUUGUGUCAGCUGACCUCCUGUUCGAUGACAAAGACACCAUUAAAGGUGCGGAGCCUAAGCCGAGCUGGGAACACAUCUUGUUCACUUGCUGCCAUAACAAGCAUCUAGAGCUUCAGACCCCACGUAGGCGGCUGCAGUCGUGGGCCGAUGACUGGAGGGGGAUAGUGGAAAGCAAACGCAGAAGUAAUGCGGAAAAAGAAUGCUAUGCUAGUCUCAUUGCCAAUGGAAACGGACAAGUUGGGAACUGGCAACGAAAUCCCAUUUAA
Molecule: messenger RNA, 714 nt
Organism: Emys orbicularis (European pond turtle)
Lineage: Eukaryota; Metazoa; Chordata; Testudines; Emydidae
Gene: NT5C
Product: 5', 3'-nucleotidase, cytosolic
Exons: 5
Coding region: 31-714 (227 amino acids)
Biological process (GO): pyrimidine deoxyribonucleotide catabolic process
Cellular component (GO): mitochondrion
Molecular function (GO): 5'-nucleotidase activity
Source: RefSeq, a predicted model, not a curated record